Amoebophrya sp. A25 is the source of this 1810-nucleotide messenger RNA. NCBI's taxonomy places the organism in Eukaryota, Dinophyceae, Syndiniales, Amoebophryaceae. The record is from the annotation of a GenBank genome assembly.
AGAAUCCAUUGGGGCCGAGUGGUGGACGUGCCUGUUUUUGGUGGAUUUUUUGAAGUAGACCAUUGUGUUGAAAUGUAUUUGUUCAAGAACCAUAAAUGUUGUUUGUGCUCAUAGCAUGAAGCAAAAAUGGUAUAAUUAGUCUAAACUCAUCACGAGGUUCCCCAUGGUGGGAACAAGGAUAUCCACCAUCGUAUUUGAGAGCCAUAUGCAGCCUUGGUUUUCUGACUUGCUUGCUAUACAUUUUCCUUAUCAAGAUUUGUGGGAAUUGGGUACAAUUCGUCUUGAAAGAAAUCCGUUGAUGCGUGAUUAAUGACCCCGUGUGAUCACGAUGAUGUUGUUUCCCAAGCAUUUCCACGUCUACCUCAUCUCACGAUGUUGGGUGUGUCUCUCACUCUAUUUUAGGACAGUCCGCGGACAAGACACUAACCCAUUAGAGGAGAAGGUCCUAAGUGCUAAGGAGAAGGUCCUCAAUAUUCUAUACGAAAAUAACCUCCUGGUGGAUAAUAGAAAUCGAAAGAAGAAUCAUGCAGGCUCUUCGGCCUCAUCUAGCAACGCUGUGGCGACAUUAAAAGACGUCUUCCACAAUCACAAGGAGAAGAAACGACGUCAGCGUAAGAAUAUCAAGAAUGGCCGUCUCUUGCAAAGUGAAAGCUGUAACUGGGACGCUUUCCUCCAGUCGGAUGAGUUGCUUGGAUGGCGCGCCUGUGUGCGAAACCACCCUCAGGCGACAAGAUGGGAACAGGCUCGUGCCUCUCAGAUCUGCAUUUGCGAACAAGACGUUGCUGCUGGCUUGGAACGUUUUGAUUGCUGCACCGACUCGGAUUUAGCCGACAUCUGCAACGAGAAUGAUUCCUGUGUCCCAGCUACGCGUGAUGCAAAUUGCGCGACUGCUACCGCGACACAAUGUAUCGAUACGUUGUGUCCGAGUCUCUGCUCGUCCAUUGAGCAAGCAUCGUUUGCUUGUUCGACGACCUGCUUGAACAGCUGGUCACCAUGUGGAGGCUAUCGGAAGUGUCCCUACACAGAGCUGAAAAAGUUCCCCUACACCUGCGAUGGCCCUCCCCGAACUUCCGAAGAUGUCGUCGCAUCAGACUCCGGUACUGGCGGUUCUGGCUUCCGCAAGCCGGACAUUGGAGGUUGCUGUGUGCGCACUGACGUGUCAUAUCCGAGUGCGGGGAAUCAGUGGUGUCCUAGGUUUUGUGACUCUUCGCAAGUCUGGUGGGUACAGGUGAUCGACGAAUACGAAUGUCUAUGUGGGGGUUGCCCACAAACUCUUAGCGACUUCGAAGCCGAGUGGAGGCAAGUGGUCCAAGGAAACCUGAACCAAAGGUUUGGACUCAGUGUGUCUAGAGAAGUGGGGGUGAAAGAUCGAUUGGAAGUGCUUCUGCAGUUUGCAACGAUUGAAGGGCCAGGUGGUUCAGAAAGAAGCAAAAACGCAACUGAAGCUGCGAGAACACAGAUGUACGCUUUGUACGAUUCGAUAGUUGGGAAAGUUUUAGAUGCACAGCCAUAUCGUGAAGCAGCUGUGGCCUCAGAUUCUGUCACGGCAAGUGGCAUCAGUGAAGCGUUUGUGACUGAAAAAGUGGAAGCCAUCGAAAAAGUAGGCACAGAUUUGUGGUCAACCUACUGUUGUGGCGCAGCACCGUCAGUGAGUGGCGCAUUUACAAAAAGUAAUACGGAAUGGAGCGAAAGUAGUGGCCACGGAACAACCUGUAGGUUGAAGUCAUUGAGCGCGGUCGUGGGAGGAUUAAGUGGUAGUGGUAGUAGUGAUGGAUGUGCGGUCCAACCGGUCACUACGGCUAGCCCGCCU